AAUAAUGAUAUAUUAUUUUCUAAAGUAUUAUUUUAUAUUAAAGACAGUUUUACUUCGAACGAUGAAAAACGUGGUUUUAGACAUCUGACGAAAUUAAGUCUAUAGAUUAGUUUAUAAAUUAGAAACUAAAUUAUAGGUCAUGAUUGAAGGAACUCAAAGUAUCGAAAAUUAGCCUUAAAAAAAUGCACAAGUACAUCAUAGAAUCUAAGAAUUUUAAUAGGAAGUAACAUCAUCGAUUGCGUUUCUUUACAUAAUUGAAAGAUUGAACAUGAGAAGAAAUAUGAAGUGCGAAUAUAAUUUUAUUUCGUCAACGUCGUCAAUCAUGACGGCUUUACGUUAGGAAAUAAAUAUUACCGUUACGUGAAGUUAUUGAUAGAUUUAUUAUGACUAACAGUGAAAAAGGCGAUUAACAUUAUGAAAAUAAGUAUUGCUAAACGGCCAAUCAGCGUAAUCUACUUACGGUCCUAACAGACCUAUACAACAGAUCUAUAAGUUUUUAUAACAAUUAGCGACAAAGCAUGAUAAUUGGCUCGUUUCUAGAAUGAAAAAUAAUCGACUACCGCCAAUCAGUGUAUUCGGCAUUACCAACUUGCUGUUGAUACCAACAUCCCUUUUCUUAUUAAAAAAUAAAAUGUCGGUCGGGUGAAGAGUAUACGGGGAGAGAGUAUCGUGUAUGAUACUGAAAAUUGAUUUAGUUAAAUACCGACGAGGACACGUAUAAAACGACGAACGCAUCAACGUUUGAAUCGUGAUCGUUAAUAACGAAUUAGUUUGAUCCCCUCUUCCAUAUUUUUUCCUCAUUUCGAUGAUUAAUGAAUAUCGUUGGUUUUGCAUGAAAAUUACCAUCGGUGCAUGUUAAUUUAUAUUUCAAUUGAAACAAAAAGUUUCGAUUAUAUGGAAAAAAGAACGACGAUAAGGGACAGGUGUGAGGUGAGUAAAAGCAUUACGAUAAAACUCCCUAGUUAUUAUCUGCGAUCGUAACAAAGUUGGCAUGCCUGACAUCGUGACCGUUUUGGCUUUUGCUCCUGGCUGCAAAUCAUUCUUCGCGUACGGCGUCGUUUCAGGAGUGUUCGUAAUACGUAAUUCUUAGCCCCCCAACUCCCUCCCUUACUCCCCUCUCUUUCUUUUUAACUCGUCUUCACCGGGUAAAGUGGAAAGGGAGAGAGGGUUCUGUUAGUGGCACGCAAUACCGAGACACGCACGUGUGACGCUGGACGAGAGCGAGAAGGGCUUCUAGUCGGUAGAGAGAGCAAUUAUUCGUGGAGAUCGGUUGGAUAGGAGGUGAUUGGUCGAAGCAAAGGCGCGUGCCGCGCCAAGAUACACUCCGAAGUGAAUGGGCGCGUUUCAUCGUCCGCAUUUCGGUGUACGGGUUCGUUAUUUGAUUCGCUAUUUGCCUCGGUCCUCUCCUCGGUUCGUCGUGCUGCCGCGCCGUAGGAGCGCGCAGUAUGUGCGCAGUGCGCUCCCACCGCGUGCGCGUAGUGUGUCUAACCCCCGCCGACGACUGCCAUCUUUGUCAAGUGGGUAACCUUUGUUGAUUUGUGUGAAAUGUGACGCCGUUGUCGCGAGAUAAUUGGUGAUCGGUGAUUAAGCGCGAAGCGCGUGUCGACGCGAUAAAGUGUUUAACGAUAGUGUUUUCCCUGGAGUAUCGUCGUCAUCUUGGAUACAUCAUAAAUGGAACUAUUUUGACCAGUGGGUCUUUACGAGAAAUCAAUAAAUUAUAACAAGAAAAAGGGAAAAAAGAAGGAGAAGAACAAGAAGAAAAGAAAAGGUGGACGAGGAGGAGAAGAUACGAAAGUGGCCGGUAGUGUGAUGGACCUUGCCAUCCGCAGGAUGUGAAGAAUGUCGCGAGCUCGGGACCAAACAUUGCCGAGCCUCGAUAUAUAAUAUAUCGCGGGCUCGGAGACAGUCCUCUCCCUCUCCGGUAGCCUGCCCUCCCGGUGGCUUUCCGAGAUGGACGAGAGCGAGUCAGCCGACACGUGGUCGGUCUGGUUCCUGGACGCGAUACGAAAGAUACGUAGCCAGAAACAGAGACCGAGCGUCGAACGAAUAUGUCACGCAAUAAGGCAGCAUCACAAUUUUCACGAAGAAGAGAUCGCGGAACAUCUCGAGGUUGCUGUCAAACGGGGCGACGUUCUUAAGAUCUUUAACAAGGGUCAAUCAUCUUACAAGGAUCCUGGUGGUUUGCAAUCGAAACCAUUGAAAGUUGGUAGAGGGACCGAUUUAAGCAAGGUUUUAGGCAAGGCUGUGAGGGAGCUUGGCGAGAGAGAUGGUUCCAGUUUGAAGAACAUCGAGAAGUACAUAAGGCAAAGUCAUACGGUAGAAGAGGAAGCUGAAGGAGAUCUCAGGACAGCUCUGAGACUUUCUGCGAAAAGGGCGGUCGAAAGGGGACUUGUUCUUCAAGACGGUAGGCUCUUCAGACAGCCCGACAGGCCGCCGUACCUCAAGAAACUUGGUAAUGCUGAAGGAGCGGCCCAUCACAGCCUGUCUCAGGAACCUCCCGCGCCCAAGUUACCGGCUCCGCUUCCAAUAUGCAGAGAAUGUCUUGGUGCGACGGUAGCCAGCAACAAUAACAACACCAAGCGUAAUAGUAUCACCGGUGGCAGCACAUCGGAAAAAUUGAGCAGGUGUAGCGUUUGCGGUGCAGCGUUACACAAUUCCUGCGCACCACCUGAACUUUCGAUACUCGUUGAUAGGGGUAUAACGUGGUCGUGUGACGAUUGUUCUCCAACGUGCGCGGGUUGUCAGUUGGAUCGAGAGUCCCAGAAUUAUUUGGUAAAGUGUGCUGGUUGCGUGAAAUGUUAUCAUCCUACCUGUUUGGAUCCGGCUUUGGAUAAGAAGAAUAAGGCACCUUGGAGAUGUCGACAUUGUCAAACGGCGCAUACGCCUGUUUCUAAGGAUGAUGGAAAGAAGAGCAAGGUGCAAGAUUCCUCAACGCUCGAAGAUACGCCGACGAGUGCGAGGAAGAGACUUAGCAAGUUACGUGAAAAUAGAAAGUCUACUGUAUCCAGAAAGAGCUUGACAGCGUCAACCCCGGGCAAGAAAGGAAACUCAGGAGUGGCUCAGGUGGACAGCAGCUCGGACGGUAAUGCGGGUGUUGUCUCCCCUCGUCAACUACCUUUGAUUCCUUCUCCUUUACCACAACCCCCCACCCCACUCGCAGGCCAGGGUAGGCUGCUCGAAGAAAAGAACGACCGGAUUUCCAAGGAAAAACAAAAGUUCUUUAGGCUGAGCAUGUUCAACGCGGAUCACAACAAAUUAAAGCGGGUGGGGGGCGGUGAUAAAUGUAGACCCUCACAGAACGUUAGUCCUAGGUCGACACGGGGUAACGCGAAUUUGAAGAAAGUCGUGCCUAGUAAAAGUGUACCACUAUCUAGUAGUAGCAGCAGCAGUAGCAGUGAGGCCAGUGAGAGCGACAGUUCUGAUGGGAGUGAUAGUACGGACGAUGACGAGGAGGAGGAGGAGGGUAAUAGUUCAAGCGAAUCCAGCGGCUCGUCUUCCUCGGAAGAGAGCCGGGAGGAAGAGCAGAACGAAACGCCGAAACCAAAGGGCCCCUUUUCUUGUGAUCUUAGCGAGGAUAAACCUUGGGGCUUCGCCGCGGCUGCUGCCAAGUUGAACACGGAAUCUCCUUUCUUUAGCAAUAUCAACAACACUUUCGGUGCGCCUUUACCUAAACUCGAUGUAAGCAAUACACCAACCUUCGGUAUUCAUAUACAGCCUGCCGCUAUUCUGGACGGUACAAAGAAGCAGAAAAAUGUGACAAAUAGUUUCGCGAGUAUGGAUAGUAAAAUAAAGCCCGGAGCUGGUCAGCUAAAAAGCCUCUUCGACGGACUAAGUCAUUUCUUUUCAGCUCCCACUAAUAGUAGAGCGAGGACAGGUGCUCAGGUACCGAAUUACGCACCCGGCAGAAGGAAAAGGUCCAACACCGACGAUGGGAAUAAAGCGAACAAAGUAUUUAAAACUAGUGCGGGACAAAGAGGCAAGCGGGAAGACUCACCUGAUGCUAGGAACAAGUCGAAAGAACGGAGAAAGAUCGAGGACAGCAACGAGGAAGUGGUAUCGAGAACUCCGAGACCGGGUAUUUUUGUACCUUCAAAUGAAAGCUUGUUCGGCUCUAUGAACAAUAAUGAGAAACCACCGAAAAUGACUCCCUCAAAUUUGGUUAAAACCGCGGUUAACAGUAAAAGGCACGAGCAUGAAAGAAGAAAAUUAAUGAAAGACGAUACGUCUUUGGUAAAGUGUGCUGACGCUGAUUUGUCCUCACCAUCGUCAUCGCCGUCUUCUUUGAUGAAACACGAACAGCAACAGUUACACUCGCGAAAGAAAGAAAAGGUCACGGAGGCGGCAGCUCAGUCACGCCACCCUGCGCCCGCUACUCCGAAAUCCGGCCUGUGCUCCGAUUCCCUCGUCAAAUCUAAUCCUAACCUUAAACCUAAUCCACGAGCCUGUACUAGCGCCAUCACCACCAACACCACCACGACACCCCGCGCGACACCCUGCUCCACCAGGAAGGAUGAACCGGUCGUACCCCAAACUUUACCACCUGGAGUGACACAAAAAGAUGUAGAAUUAUUCAAAGAAGCUCGCGACAGGGCGGCACGCUUGACAGUAACCAACGGCGACGAUGAGGAACCUUUGUCUAUUCAUGUCACAGGUGGCACAAGUAGCAACAAUACACGUAAUCCAGCAGCCAUUGUUUUUGGACGUUAUGAAGUAGAAACAUGGUACUCCAGUCCGUUCCCUCAAGAAUACGCAAGAUUACCAAAAUUAUUCUUUUGCGAAUUUUGUUUGAAGUACACGAAAAGUCGUGCUGUCUUAGACAGGCAUAUGGAUAAGUGUCAAUGGAGGCAUCCACCUGCUACAGAAAUUUAUAGGUGCAAUGGAUUGUCUGUAUUUGAGAUCGAUGGGAAUGUCAACAAGAUUUACUGUCAAAACUUGUGUUUGUUGGCAAAAUUAUUUUUAGAUCACAAAACUCUUUAUUAUGAUGUAGAACCCUUUUUAUUUUACGCUGUAACGAAGAAUGACAAAUAUGGCUGUCAUUUAAUAGGAUAUUUCAGUAAGGAGAAACACUGUCCUGCCCAAAGGUAUAAUGUCUCUUGCAUUAUGACGUUGCCGCAAUACCAAAGGCAGGGCUUUGGCAGAUUUCUCAUUGAAUUCAGUUAUCUUUUGUCCAAAGUCGAAGGAAUUCCUGGUACCCCGGAAAAACCACUAUCUGAUCUUGGGCGUGUAUCGUACCAUUCUUUUUGGAAAAGCGUUGUACUUGAGUAUUUAGAUGCACAUAGGAGUGCAACUGAAGUAAGAAUAGGUGAUAUAACAAAAGAGACUGGUGUGUCAGCUCACGAUAUUGCUAUGGCAAUGCAAUUAUUAGGAUUUAUUAAAACGGUUCAUUUGCCUGGCGAAGGAAAUUCUAAAAUCGCUAUUGUAGUCGAUUGGAGUAAAGUUGACUCACAUAUGACAAAAGUACGAAAAAGUUCCCGUAUCAGACUCGAUCCAGAUUGUUUACGAUGGAUACCAUUACUAACACAAAUACCUAAUCCUUAUCAAAGUCCCGAAGAAAGCGGUGAUGCCAGUUCAGAAGCUUCUCCAACCGUAGAACCUAAACCUGUACCAACGAUUGUUGAGAAAAUACAGAGGGUAAAAAUAAAGAAGAAACCACGGGGUAGAAGAAUAGGACAGCGAAAAUCAUCUCCUUUAAAACCAAAGACACCAGUAAGAUCAAGUCAACAGAAAGAGGUUGCAAAGGAUGGAAAAGAAGGAGAAGAAUCUAAAGUGCCUAAAGAAUCAAAGGUGACAAAUGAUAUUAUGGAAGAAAAAGAAACGAAAGAACAAGAUCAAGAUAAUAAUCAAAGUAGUAAUACUGGCAUAGAAAUUGAAAAAACUUCAGCGGAAAUGGAAGGUAAAAGUGUUGUAUCGACGCCAAGAAAUGUACGAGGAGGUAACGUUUCAAAAAACACUAAUACGUCAUCUAUAUCGAAAGUAACACCAGCUUCGGCGAUAUCAAGAAGAAGAAUUCGGGUAGCAAAGACCGCUGCCGUAGAAACACCGACAACCACGCCUUUAAGAAAACGAAAACAUUCCGAAAAAGUGGAAACCGAAGAAAAGGAGGAAAAGUCUGAAAUAAGUUCUAGAAAAAGGACUCGAGAAUCAUUAAGAGAAAAAGAACGGGAAAAAGAACGUGAACGGGAUAAAGAGAAAGAUAAAGAAAAAUCGAAAGAGAAAGACAAAUCUAAAGAUAAAGAUACUCAAAAGGAAAAACUUGUGGAAACAAGAAAAACACCUCCGAAGGUAGUAACACCAACGCCAUCAAUCAAUCAAAAGCCUGCAAAAAAACAAUGUAAAGUCGACGACAUUUUAUUAAAAGUAACUAGUAGGCAGACUAAAUGUUUACAAGCCAAGCAAACGAAAGAGAAAAAGAUGUCGGAAGAGAGUGAGUGUAAUGGAAAACAAGAUACAAAAGAGGUUGCUAAGACAUCCUCGAUAUCAAGGCGUGGGAGAGCAAAAGCGGCGGUAGUGGAGACACUAAAAAUGCCACAACUAAAACCAGAACCACCUGCAAAAGAUAGAGCUGAAAGUCCUGUUAUACCACCGCCAUCUCUGUCUCCUCCUCCCGACGACAUAAAAAAUACAUCUUUUACAGAUAAGCAAUUGCUUUUACCGGAGCUACUACCGGGAAAAAUAAGCGAUAAAGAGGAUAGUAAGCUUGAAACGACAGAAGACAAUGCGAUUCCAAUUACGACGGAAUCGGAAGUAACAUCUGCAAGCCCAGGAGAGUACGAAGGUGGAGACGAAGACGAAGGUGAAGAAGAAGAUGAAGAAGAAGUACCUGCACCAAGAUCACAAUCUGUAGCACAAUUUGCAAGUGAAUUGGAGAACACGUCGAAAGAACGAAGCGAAGAUUUGGACCAAGUUGGUGAAAGCGACGAUAAUCAGGAUAAGAAAAAACCUUGUUUAUCAAACGUAGAGCCUGAACUACCAGUUGUUGGAGAUCAAGAAGAUAUUUUAAAAGUACAGGAAAAAGGCUCUGACAUAGGUAAGGCUGUUGAUUGUGUGGAGUCAUCUAAAUUGGUACCUGAAGUCUCUUUAUUAAAAGAAGACGAAGUUAAGAAGUCAGAAGUUUCCACGCAAGAAAAAGAUAUUUCUAAAGAAGAAACAAUGGUUUACGAACCAUCUGGUGAUUCAAAAGAAGACGAUACAACUCAUUUAAAACCAGAAAUAUCUCCUUCUACGCCUACAGAGAAGAAGGAACCUUUUUCAACUCCAAAUGUAGCUUCUCCAGAAGUGCAACCUCAUACUCCACAGGAGAAGCUUAUAUCGAUCACGGAACAACAAGAUACGUUACAAUUACAAAAUCAAUCCGAAGAGUUGAAACAGCAUUCACCGGAGAGUGGUAAGACAACACCACAUCUCGAAAAUCCUGGUUCAGUAAAAAGAACACCACCUUCGCAACCGGACUUACCUUCCAUGGGUGUAUACACACCUGAUUCCACAACAAAUUCUGUACAUUCGUUGCAUUAUGGCCAAUGUGAUUUAGACGUUAGUCAGCUUGGCUUAGAAUCUCCUACUUCUAUAGCCAGUGAUUUGGCAUCGCAAAACAGCGUAGAAAGGCCACCAAGUGCGUUACCAUCAAUGCCAGCUGGACCUGUUACGGUUCCGAUAUCAGUUUCGAUGCAAAUCACGGCACCGUCCACUUCGGUAUCGGUGAAUAUACCACAACAAGUCCAAUACGCUGAUUGUUCAAUGCCACAACAUACACCGCCAGCUCAUGUCAGUAUACAUCCGAUGCACCAACCUCAUACUCCGCAAUCUCUUCAACAACCACGAACUCCGCAAUCUCAUACUCCUCAAAGUAUACCCACACAAAGUCCACAACCGUUACCGCAAAGUCACACGCCUCAGCCACUUCCUCAAUCUCAUACGCCACAACCUCUUCCGCAAUCUCAUACACCUCAAAAUAUACCAACGCAGAGUCCUCAGCCAAUGCCACAAAGUCAUACUCCUCAACCUUUACCUCAGUCACAUACUCCACAACCGAUGCAGUUAUCAAUGGCACAGCAGACACAAAGUCAAAGUAUGGCGCAUACGCAAUCGCAAACGACGCAACCACAACAGCCAUCGACUCAUCAACAGCAACAACAACAGCAGCAACAACCGCAACAGCAAACGCAACAGUCUCAUAGUAAUAAGAGGGCGAGUGGUUCUCAAACGACUCAUAGAUCAAGAUCUGCACAACAAAGUAGAUCUCAUCGAACGACACCACCGACGCCACAUACGCAAACAUCGCAACAUACAACAUCAUCGCAUACAAGUCACACUACUGUAGCCCAUUCGACUCAUAUACCCCAAUAUCAACAGUCGUCCUCUAUGAGCGUACCGCCUGUGCCGCAUCCACAUUCUCAUACGCAUGCUGCACAUUCUCACAAUAUGGCUGUCAUUUCUCAAGGAAAUUACAUGGCCGUGGCAUCACAAGGUUUUCCUACUCAGAAUACUUAUGUGAUACAACAUCGAAGUAGUAGAUCCGGUGCACCAACGCCAUGUACUACCGCCACUAAUUUCUACAUACAAACGAGUGCGAUGCCACCACAUUCGCAUACGCCGGCACCAUCUCUUUCUGGUUCGAGUAAUCAUCAGACAACGAAUUCCUGUAGUUUGGCAAAAUUGCAGCAGCUGACCAACGGUUUGGAGAUGAUACCACCUACACCACCACCGGCUAUGAAUCUGACACCACCACCGCCCAUACCACAUACCAUGACGCCACCGCAGACCUCGAGGCAAUUACCAACGCCUCCACAGGUACCUUUAGGUUAUGCAAAAAACUACUACAACGUGAAUACGGUACCACCAGGUACACCAGGACCACCAAGCAGAUCGGCAUCGAGGUCAUCGUCCAAUUCAAAUAUGCCGUCUCUUACUCAGCCUUAUCCCAGCGAGAGUCUCUAUCGACAAACCCUUGAUCCUGGUAGCACUUGUCCGCAGAUGCAAAGUGCCGCUAGCAGGGUCAGUCCGAACGUGGCAUUGAAUACGAAUCUCAUGGCUGCCGCACCAUACGGAUAUCGAGUCGCUCAACCGGCAACCGGAUACAUGAAUCAAGCGGCACAAUUGGGUGGCUUUAUGAACCAAGCGAGCCAAUUACCCGUUGGUGUUGUAAAUGUACCUGCACCUUAUUCUCAGGAUCCUCAUCAGCAGAAUCCAGCAGCGGUGUACACCACGUAUCACGGCUAUAUUAACGGAAGCCUCGCGAUGCAGCCAUUAAACGGUACCAUGAGGCCACGUUAGUUGUCUCGCUGAUUCCAUUUCUUUUUCAACGGCGAACUCCUCCAUAAUUCGUCGUAGCCGAUCAACGAACUAAUUUUAUCGGACAAGUGAACGCUCUCUAAGAUACCACGACCUUCCGUAUUUGUCGCCAUCAAUCAUCAUGAGCGUACCCCGGAUUAUCAUACUUCCCUGACUUUGCUUCCAGGUUCGUCCGACGUGAGCAUUCACAACUAUAGACAUCCUUUGGAUUUUUUGUACAGAUUGCCUCGGUUGCUACUCUUUUUACAGUGUCGUUUUUUAUCUCGCUCUCGUAUUUCGGUGAACACCAUUUAGUGUGACAGUAAAGAGUACAAAGUAGGAUAUGGUUGGUCGAAGUUAAGACUCAACGUUAUUUUGAAUUGUUACUUUAUCGAUUUCUCUCUUUCUUCUCUCUCUUUCUUUCUCCCUCUUUCUUUCUCUUUCUUUCUCUCUCUUUCUCUCUCUCUCUCUCUCUCUCUUUCUCUCUCUCUCUUUCUCUCUCUUUCUCUCUCUCUCCUUUCUUUCUCUUUUUUUCUCUUUCUUUUUUUUUUUACAACAUUUGUGAUUGUAGGAAUGAAAAAAAGAAGGCUCGGUAGUGGUAAUCGUAAAUGAAUACGUUAUUAGUAUCUAUAGGAUACAUUUUCUCCGAAAGGGGAUUAUUUAUAAUGUUGUAAGGGAGGAUGUUUUAGCAACAACCGUAGAUAUAAAUUUACAGUAUUUAACGUGGUCGUACGAUACAUUUUGGCUCCGCGAGAAAAAUAAGGUUUCGUGUUUCGUUUGAAGUGUUGUAUCCUAUUGUUGAAGGAUUCAUGCUGCACGGGCUUUCAACUUGUCGAUAAAGAUUAACGAUGUACAAUUACGCGUGAUAGUACGAAUUUGUAACUUGUGCAUUUAACGAUUGACACUUUCCGUGCCGCAUCAGUUUUGUGAUUAGUCAUUCAGACUACGUGAAUCACCAUUUGAUUCACGCAAUAUGUUCAUUAUAUUUGUUAAAUAAAUCAUGUUCCAUAAAGAUUACGAAAUUAGAAAAAUUAUUAUUGUAAAGAAAAAUUAAUGGAUUAUUAAUUAAGGAUUAAUGUUGUAUAUUGCAUUAUAAGUAAUAUACAUAAUAAUGAUUGUAAAUUAUAAAUAUAAUAAUUGUAUAUCGACAGAUAAUAUCAGAAAAUAUUUUCUAAAUUUUUUGUUUUUAUAACUAUUGUAAAAUAUCAAACGGCAUGGAACGUGUUAAAUAUCGUUCUGGAUAUCAGUUUAAAAAGGCCAAUGUAGGCCCAUCGAUUUGUCUUUUCAAAUCGAUCAAAGUGAAUACAUACGUA
This is a messenger RNA of Vespa crabro (European hornet), 10580 nucleotides long. RefSeq names its product histone acetyltransferase KAT6B (gene enok). Bases 1951 to 9270 code for a protein of 2439 amino acids. Gene Ontology annotation, molecular function: DNA binding; histone acetyltransferase activity. The record is from RefSeq and is a predicted model, not a curated record. Gene Ontology annotation, biological process: regulation of DNA-templated transcription; nucleosome assembly. The transcript is spliced from 6 exons. Gene Ontology annotation, cellular component: MOZ/MORF histone acetyltransferase complex; nucleosome. Lineage: Eukaryota; Metazoa; Arthropoda; Insecta; Hymenoptera; Vespidae.